Molecule: messenger RNA, 3075 nt
Organism: Scatophagus argus
Lineage: Eukaryota; Metazoa; Chordata; Actinopteri; Scatophagidae
Gene: il10rb
Product: interleukin 10 receptor, beta
Exons: 8
Coding region: 137-1381 (414 amino acids)
Molecular function (GO): interferon receptor activity; protein binding
Source: RefSeq, a predicted model, not a curated record
ACAUACACUUUCCACUCGCACUUGCAGUGGUUGUCUCGCGGCGCUGCCUCGGCGGAGCAAAGCGGAGAGUCGAGCGGAGGUCGCCCGUGCUGAGCAGAGACGAUGAACUUCUGAAGUGCCACCAUUAACCCGAAAUAUGUCAGCAUCAGCCAUGACGACCACCGCUUUUCGCGCGGGCCUUCUCUUCUGCUGCCUCCAUAACGUCGUCGCGGGAGAACAGCUGGCCACACCCCACAACGUUACCAUGGUGACGCUGAACACCAAUUACACGCUGAGCUGGGACUGGGACGAGGGCGCCGCAGAGAGUCAUGCUGUCACCUUCACCACCCAAUACGUGCCGAGGUUCAAGCUGAAGUUCAAGAGUGUGAACUGGAAUGUGGUGUGCAACAACGCUUCACCCAGGUCAUGUGACCUGACGCACGUCAACCUGCACUUCAAGGGCAUCUAUGUGCUUCGUGUCCGAGCAAACCUGAAGAACACACACUCCAACUGGGUGCAGAAGGAGUUCUGCCCUGAUAAAGAUGCUGACGUGGGUCCUCCGAGCAGAGUGGACCUGGCUCCUGCCGGAGGCCUCCUGGACGUCAUCAUCAAAGACCCCCUGUCCUCCACCAACACGUCCAUGAAGGAGCUGAUUCAAGAUCUGUACUACCAGAUCGUCUACUGGGAAGACUCUCCAGACGCACAGGCCUCAGGAAUUCAGACGCUGAGCAGCCAAGCCAACGUGGUGACGCUGCCGAACCUGAAGGCCUGGACCAUGUACUGUGUGAGAGUCCAGUCUGGCACCACCUUCUACAACAAGAGCAGCAGCUUCACCUCACCGCAGUGCAGGCAGACCGAAGGUGUGACUCCCUGGUGGCUCAUCUUCUUGUGCUUCCUGGGUUCUCUGGGGAUCUGCUUCAUCAUCAUGCUGGUCGCGAUCUGUGGCUUCUAUAGCAUCUACAAGAUGGUGAAGGCAGUGUUCUUCCCUCGCACUCAGCUGCCCCCACACUUUCAGGAGCUUCUGUGUGACUCCCCUGACUCGGACAUCCCUCGCCUCCUCACGUCGGAUUCUGAGUCUGAGCUCUUGUGCGAUAAGGUGAUCAUCUGUCCAGAGUCGGUCCUGGAAGUCCACCAUGCCCCAUCAGGCCUGGAGCCAGACAGCAGUGGCAGACACAGCCGGCAGGACAGCAGCAGCAGCAGAGACUCGGGAGUUUACUCCACAGGGGGCAGCUCGGGGCUGCAGCAGCCCAGCAGCGGCCUCACCUCCGCAGGUCCCGAGACCUCCUCCAUCCCCGGUCAGGGCUGCCUGGGUGUGGAGCAGAUGAAGAUGCAGGACUUGGCUCCAGGGCUCAAGAGCCGACCUGCCGUCGCGGACGAGGGAGUCGUGGACAUGUUCAUGUGAGGGCUCGGGAAGAGCGUGAAGGGAAGACAGAGGUUUGUGCCUUCCCCCGCCCCGCUGACGAGCAACAGACGCACCAGGAGGUGAUCUGCUGAGGUGUCACUCCAAUGACGUCUCGCUGCCAAUAAGGAAGUGCAGCCGCUGCUGGUUUAAGUUUGCUGCACGUUAGGACUGCAGAGAAGUUGGACGUUUUGACUGUAACUUCUCCAAUGAAAAACUGCCUCAGGAGGCUUUGAAGUCAACAUAGUACAAAUAUCAAACUGUUCUCAAAAAAUAUUAAAUAAUGGAGUGCAAUGGCAUCUUUAAUUGUUUUAUGUAUCCGAAAUGAAUAUUUAACACUUUUUAAAAAAUUCAAAUAAUCAUUCUGGAAAAUUCACAAAAUAUCUUUGAGUAGAUGUGAGGUGUUUUUUAUGCAGGACCAAUUAACGAUGUGAGCAAAGCUCGUUAAUACUGAACACAAUCAAAAGUGAAAACUAGUGGAGCUUUUGAAAUUUUCUUUGUUCAGAUCAAAACUUGUCUACUUUUAUUCACUUGAUUACUGUGAAACAUUGUGACCCCGCUGAGGGAGCUCGGAGCCUCAGCUCUGCGUCGAGGUCCUGACAGUCCUGCAGGGACCCCGUUGGUUCGGCUGCACUGUGGGACUCUGACUGCUGCUCGUUAUGUGGCCCCUCAUCAGUUCGAAUGGGGCGGACAAAAUAACAGAAACACCUGCAGCAGGCUGGAGCCAGCAGGUGUAGUCUGUCUGCCUGAUGGCUGAGGUACUGAGCGGCGUUACUGCAGUAACCGCAGCGUAGCGCAGUACAGGUCGGCAGCGAAGGCGGCGCUGGUCGCUGCGAGGGGAGACGUCUUUGUUGUGUCAUUUAACUUUUUGCUGAAACGUCUCAUUUCAGAGAAUUUAAACUUCAAAACAAGUUGCAUCAGGCCUCAUGCUGAAAUCUUUCUGUGUUUCAACUACGGAAAUGAAGUAAACAUAUUUCUCUUAUCGGCAGCCAACAUUAUGAAAGCUCAGAUUUGUUUUUCUCACCAACAAUAAGCUUGUGUUAAAGGUUAAAAAAGCUUGUAUUGUUUAAUCUCCUACAGCCUCUGCCAUGUUUGUUUUUCUUUGCUCUUAUGACGUUUUAUUUGUCUCAAAGACUUUUUCCUCAUAUGUUUUUUAUAAUGUUUUAUUUUUGUUCAUCUUGUGGGCAUUUUUAUGUUCUUGAGAGAGAAACGUGGUCGUUUGGAAGAGAUUGAAUUGAUGCGCUUGCAGCUCGGCAGUCGACCGCAGGUCUUCCUGCGUCUUCACGCAUGUUUUACCUCACGCGUUUAUCCACGUCUGCUCUGCUAAGCAGCUUUCAUCGCUUCUGUCUGCUUCACAACAACAGACUCGUAAAUCAUAAAUUCUUUGGCGUACGGCGGACAUUUAGAGGCGGCGAGUGUUGCGAGGAAACCUUUGGAGCUGGUAGAAAACCAGUCCGGUUUGUGAUGAAAUUUCCUCAAGCUCGGCUUUCUUUGUUGCCUCAACAUUUUGCCUGUCUGUUGUCACGUCUGUUGUCACGUCUGUUGCAACUGUGCAUAAACACACAGCUUCGCUAUGUGCUGGUCGAGUGUGUGUUGCCAAAGCAGUGAUGAUGUCAGCGUCUGUCUCACGUCCACCAUCUGCUGUGUCCACCCACACGGACAGCCGUAUAGUGUAAUAAAGCACCUCUUGUGCCAAA